Miniopterus natalensis is the source of this 3414-nucleotide messenger RNA. NCBI's taxonomy places the organism in Eukaryota, Metazoa, Chordata, Mammalia, Chiroptera, Miniopteridae. The record is from RefSeq and is a predicted model, not a curated record.
AUGUCUCCACUUCUGAGAAGCAUCUUUGAUAUCACUGAAGUUUUCAAUCAAUAUGCCUCACAUGAUUGUGAUGGGGCCGCACUGUGCAAGAAAGACCUGAAGAACCUCCUUGAAAGGGAAUUUGGAGCUAUUCUUCGGAGACCGCAUGAUCCCGAGACGGUGGACCUGAUCCUGGAGCUCCUGGACCGCGACCGCAACGGGCUCGUGGACUUCAACGAGUUCCUGCUGUUCGUUUUCAAGGUGGCCCAGGCCUGUUACUACGCCCUGGCCGAGGCCUCGGGGCUGGAGGAGGACGCCGAGCCCGAGGGGAAGGGCGGCCCGUCGCGAGACCGCGGCCUGGGCGAGCAGAGGGCCGGGCGGGACGCGCGAGAGCGCCAGGAGCCGCUACCCCGGCGGGAAAGGCAGGAGCUGGGGAGGGAGCGCCUGGAGGACGAGCAGCUGCAGAGGCUUCGGCGCGGGCGCCAGGAGCCCCUGGAGCAGGAGAGGCGCGAGCAGCAGCUCAGGCGCGAGCAGGAGCUGAGGCGCCAGCAGGAGGAGGGGCGCGGGCAGGCGCCGAGGAGAGAGAAGGAGCUGAGGCGCGAGCAGGAAGAGAGGCAGGAGCUGAGGCGAGAGGAACUGAGGCGCGAGCAGGAACCGCGCUUGGAACAGAAGCUGAGGCGCCAGCAGGAAGAGAGGCGCCAGCAAGAGCUGAGGCGAGAGAAAGAGCUGAGGCGCGAGCAGGAGCUGAGGCGAGAGGAGCUAAAGCGCGAGCAGGAGCUGAGGCGAGAGGAGCUAAAGCUCGAGCAGGAGCUGAGGCGAGAGAAAGAGCUGAGGCGCGAGCAGGAAGAGAGGCAGGAGCUGAGGCGAGAGGAGCUAAAGCGCGAGCAGGAGGAAGAGAAGCUGAGGCGCCAGCAGGAAGAGAGGCAGGAGCUGAGGCGAGAGAAAGAGCUGAGGCGCGAGCAGGAACCCCGCUUGGAAGAGAAGCUGAGGCGCCAGCAGGAAGAGAGGCAGGAGCUGAGGCGAGAGAAAGAGCUGAGGCGCGAGCAGGAACCGCGCUUGGAACAGAAGCUGAGGCGCCAGCAGGAAGAGAGGCGCGAGCAGGAGCUGAGGAGAGAGAAGGAGCUGAGGCGCGAACAGGAAGAGAGGCGCGAGCAGGAGCUGAGGCAGGAGCUGAGGCGGGAGAAAGAGCUGAGGCGCGAGCAGGAACCUCGCUUGGAACAGAAGCUGAGGCGCGAACAGGAAGAGAGGCGCAGGCAGGAGCUGAGGCAGGAGCUGAGGCGCGAGCAGGAGCUGAGGAGAGAGAAGGAGCUGAGGCGCCAGCAGGCAGAGAGGCGCGAGCAGGAGCUGGCUGAGGAGGAGGUACGGCAGGAAGAGGCCCGUGAGCAGGGCCAGAGCCGCACCCUGAGGUGGCAGCGGAGGCUGGAAAGAGAGGCCGACGCCCGGCAGAGCAAAGUCUACUCGAGGCCCCGCAGGCAAGAGUCGCUGGGGCGCCGCCAGGAGCAGGAGGAAGAGGAAGAGAGGCGGCUCCAGGAGCGCGAGCAGAGGCUGCGGGAGCUGGAGCGGGAGGAGGACGCCCAGUGGCCGAGCCAGCGCCUCCGAGAGGAGCGCGAGAGGCGGCUUCGCCAGGAGGAGGAAGAGCAGCGCGGAGACCUCAAGUGGCAGUGGCAGGCUGAGGAGGAGAGAGAGAGGCGCCGCCAGAGGCUGUCGGCCAGGCCCGCACAGCGGGAGCAGCUGAGGGCGGAGCAGCUUCAGGAGCCAGAGCCACUGCUCCGUGAGGAUGAGCAGCGCCUACAGCGACUCGAGAGGAAGAAGGAGCAGCAGCUCCAGGAGGAAGAGCGCCUCCUAGAGGAUCGCGAGAGGGAGCGGCUCCAGGACCAAAAAUGGAGGUGGCAACUAGAGGAGGAAAGCCAGAGGCGCCGCCACACGCUGUACGCCAAGCCAGGUCAACGCGAGCAGCUGCAGCGCGAGGAGGAGCAGCUGCUGAAGGAGGAAAGAGAGGAGAAAAAACGCCUUCAGGAAGAAGACAGAAAGUUCCGUGAGGAGGAACAGCUCCUCCAGGAACUCGAAGAACAGCAGCUGCGUCGCCAGGAACUCGAACAAGAGCUUCGCCAGGAGCGCGAGAGAAAAUUCCGUGAGGAAGAACAGCUCCUCCAGGAACGGGAAGAACAGCAGCUGCGUCGCCAGGAACUGGAGCAAGAGCUUCGCCAGGAGCGCGAGAGAAAAUUCCGUGAGGAGGAACAGCUUCUCCAGGAACUCGAAGAACAGCAGCUGCGUCGCCAGGAACUCGAACAAGAGCUUCGCCAGGAGCGCGAGAGAAAAUUCCGUGAGGAAGAACAGCUCCUCCAGGAACGGGAAGAACAGCAGCUGCGUCGCCAGGAACUGGAGCAAGAGCUUCGCCAGGAGCGCGAGAGAAAAUUCCGUGAGGAGGAACAGCUUCUCCAGGAACUCGAAGAACAGCAGCUGCGUCGCCAGGAACUCGAACAAGAGCUUCGCCAGGAGCGCGAGAGAAAAUUCCGUGAGGAAGAACAGCUCCUCCAGGAACGGGAAGAACAGCAGCUGCGUCGCCAGGAACUGGAGCAAGAGCUUCGCCAGGAGCGCGAGAGAAAAUUCCGUGAGGAGGAACAGCUUCUCCAGGAACUCGAAGAACAGCAGCUGCGUCGCCAGGAACUGGAGCAAGAGCUUCGCCAGGAGCGCGAGAGAAAAUUCCGUGAGGAGGAACAGCUUCUCCAGGAACUCGAAGAACAGCAGCUGCGUCGCCAGGAACUCGAACAAGAGCUUCUCCAGGAGCGUGACAGAAAAUUCCGUGAGGAGGAACAGCUCCUCCAGGAACUCGAAGAACAGCAGCUACGCCGCCAGGAACUGGAGCAAGAGCUUCGCCAAGAGCGCAACAGAAAAUUCCGUGAGGAACAGCUCCUCCAAGAACGGGAAGAACAGCAGCUGCGUCGCCAGGAACUGGAGCAAGAGCUUCGCCAGGAGCGCGACAGAAAAUUCCGUGAGGAGGAACAGCUCCUCCAGGAACUCGAAGAACAGCAGCUGCGUCGCCAAGAGCGCGACAGAAAACUCCGAGAAGAGGAACAACAGCUGCGCCGCCAGGAACGUGAACAAGAGCUUCGUCAGAAGCGGGACAGAAAGUUCCGUGAAGAUCAACAGCUUCUCCAGGAACGGGAAGAACAGAUGCUGCGUCGCCAAGAAGAGCAGCAGCUGCAGGAGGAGCAAGAACUGAGGCGCAGGCAGGAGCGGGAAAGGAAAUUCCGGGAGGAAGAGCAGCUCCGCCAACAGGAGGAGGCGCAGAGGCGUGGCCAAGUCCGGGAGGAAAAAGACAAGGGCCGUCAGCAGAUUCUGGAGCCUGGCAAGCGUCAGUUUGCCAGUGUCCCAGUGCGCUCCAGCCCCCUCUAUGAGUACAUCCAAGAGCAGAGAUCCCAAUACCGCCCUUAA